AUGGAGGAGAACAGGUGGUUUUUGUCCAUCAUCCAGAAUGAGUUCAGGACUGGGAAGAUUGAUUUAGACAGCACAAUGAAGCUGCUUGAAAAACUGCAGAUGCCUUUUGAUUUCGCACAUUUAAAACAUGUUUUUAAGAAAACAGUCGACAAGCGUAAGGCACAUACGAUUAACAUAGAAGAUUUCAGGGCAAUUUAUCGAACUCUUGUACACAGACCUGAAUUUCAUGAACUUUUCCAUGCUUACUCUCCAAACAGCAAAAUUCUAGCUGACACUGAACUCAUUGAAUUUCUCAAGAAAGAACAAUAUGAAACUGAAGCUUGUGAAACAACUGCCUUAGAAAUUAUUUUGAAGUAUGAACCCAUUGAAGAAGUGAGGAAAAGAAGACAGAUGUCAUUUGAAGGAUUUGUAAGGUACAUGAGCUCAGAAGACUGUUCAAUAUUUAAAAACGAUCACAGGACCAUCUACCAAGAUAUGAACCACCCAUUAUGUGACUAUUUUAUUUCAUCUUCUCACAACACCUACUUGAUAUCUGACCAACUAAUAGGACCCAGUCAUUUAUGGGGAUAUACCAGUGCUCUCUUAAAAGGAUGUCGUUGCCUGGAAAUUGACUGCUGGGAUGGCUCAAACAAUGAACCUGUUGUGUACCAUGGUCACACUUUAACAAGCAAAAUUCCGUUUCAUUCUGUAAUUCAAGUGGUAGACAAGUAUGCAUUUGUGGCAUCUGACUAUCCAAUUGUACUGUCUUUGGAGAACCACUGCAGCCCUAAGCAACAGGAAGUAAUGGCAGAUUAUUUAGAAAGUAUUCUAGGUGACAAACUUCUUACUUCAACAAUGGGUGAUACAGUGGUGACUCAACUACCUUCUCCUGAGGCAUUAAAAUUCAAAAUUCUGGUAAAAAAUAAAAAAGUUGGAACAAUUGAAGAAGGUAUGCUCAGGAGAGAUCAUGACAGUCAUGGUGAGACAGGGGAAAUUUCUGACUUCGAAAAUAUGUCUGAUGAAGAUGAGACUGAUGAAAAAACCCCUCUUCACCCAAAGAGUGAUUCCUCAAAAAGAAAAAGUGAAUUUAGACCUUCAUCCCCACCACGAAAAAAGGCAAAGAUGAAGAAGAUAAAAAUUGCCAUUGCAUUGUCGGACCUUGUGAUUUAUACCAAAUCUGAGAAGUUUGUGAGCUUUGAGCAUUCCCUAGCUAAUCAGAAUUGCUAUGAAAAUAAUUCAAUUGGAGAGGUUCGAGCACGAAAAUUUGUAAAACAUUCAGCUAAAGAGUUUGUUUCACAUACUGCAAGAUUCAUUACAAGAAUCUAUCCCAAAGGAACAAGAACAAACUCUUCAAAUUAUAAUCCUCAAGAGUUCUGGAAUGUGGGGUGUCAAAUGGGUAUGUACAUUUGCAGAGACUGUUGCAUUCCAGGCUUUGCAGGCACUAUACAGAUACAAGAGUUUUUCCUUCCUUAA
This is a messenger RNA of Phaethon lepturus (White-tailed tropicbird), 1452 nucleotides long. RefSeq names its product phospholipase C, zeta 1 (gene PLCZ1). Gene Ontology annotation, molecular function: phosphatidylinositol-4,5-bisphosphate phospholipase C activity. The record is from RefSeq and is a predicted model, not a curated record. Lineage: Eukaryota; Metazoa; Chordata; Aves; Phaethontiformes; Phaethontidae. Bases 1 to 1452 code for a protein of 483 amino acids. Gene Ontology annotation, cellular component: nucleus. Gene Ontology annotation, biological process: intracellular signal transduction; positive regulation of cytosolic calcium ion concentration involved in egg activation; lipid metabolic process. The transcript has 9 exons.